AUGAACUUGAAAGCCUCGUCGUUCUUCGCUGUCGCCCUCGCCACUUUGGCCACUGCCCAAUCCGGCCCUUGGGGUCAGUGCGGUGGUAAUGGCUGGUCGGGAUCCACCUCUUGCGUCUCCGGCUACACCUGCACUGUCGUCAACGAAUGGUACAGCCAAUGCCAGCCCGGUUCCAGCAACCCCCAACCCCCUGUGACCACCCCCAACCCUCCCGUCACCAACCCCAACCCUCCCCCGCCCGCCAACACUGGCGCUCCCACCUCGCCUCCCCCAACCUCUGGCAACCCCACCCCCAGUGCUGAGGGUCGCCAUGACGGUUACUUCUACUCGUGGUGGACUGACGGUCAAGGCCGUGCCUGGUACACCAACGGCCCUGGUGGUACCUUCAGCAUCCAGUGGUCCGGAAACGGUAACCUCGUCGGCGGUAAGGGAUGGAACCCUGGUAUCGUCAACCGAGUCAUCAGCUACAACGGUACCUACAUGCCCAACGGCAACAGCUACCUCGCCCUCUACGGCUGGACACGCAAUGCUCUCAUCGAGUACUACGUCGUCGAGUCCUACGGCACCUACAACCCCGCCUCAGCUGCUCAGAGGAAGGGAACUGUCACCUGCAACGGUGCCAGCUACGACGUCCUCUCCACCUGGCGCAACCAGCAACCCUCCAUCGACGGUACCGCCACCUUCGAGCAGUUCUGGUCCGUCCGAAACCCCAAGAAGCAGCCCGGUGGACCCAUCAGCGGUGUCAUUGACUUCCCUUGCCACGUCGCUGCUUGGGAGAGGGCUGGCAUGCGCCUUGGCUCGAGCCACUACUACCAGGUCAUGGCUCUCGAGGGCUACUUCAGCAGCGGCUGGGGUACCAUCACCGUUUCCGGCAACCCCAACUAG
Messenger RNA from Coprinopsis cinerea okayama7#130, 885 nucleotides. RefSeq names its product xylanase A. NCBI's taxonomy places the organism in Eukaryota, Fungi, Basidiomycota, Agaricomycetes, Agaricales, Psathyrellaceae. The coding region runs from base 1 to 885 and encodes 294 amino acids. Gene Ontology annotation, cellular component: extracellular region. Gene Ontology annotation, biological process: xylan catabolic process. Gene Ontology annotation, molecular function: cellulose binding; hydrolase activity, hydrolyzing O-glycosyl compounds. The record is from RefSeq and is a predicted model, not a curated record. The transcript is spliced from 3 exons.